Molecule: messenger RNA, 878 nt
Organism: Pyrus x bretschneideri (Chinese white pear)
Lineage: Eukaryota; Viridiplantae; Streptophyta; Magnoliopsida; Rosales; Rosaceae
Product: FCS-Like Zinc finger 15-like
Exons: 2
Coding region: 133-582 (149 amino acids)
Source: RefSeq, a predicted model, not a curated record
UAUUUUUCCUCAAAUUUUCCUAUCAACCAGAGAGCAAAGGCUUCUCCUUCCUCCUCACACUGAAAAUUUUAGAGAGAGAGGAACCUCCCGUAGAAAAUUUUAGAGAGAAAAAUUAAGGAUUCAAUGAGAUAGAUGGAUAUGGUGGGACUUAGCAUAGUAUUGGAAGAAGGUCAAAAGGGGAGUGGAGUUAACAAAAAAAUCCCACAAGUAAUUAACAAAGCCACCAUGGUUGUCAUCAACAAGCCUUUUUCUUCUUCUUCUUCUUCUUCAAGCCCUUCACAAAUAACCCACAAAAGUUUUAACUUUUCUUCUCACUCGUCCUCACCCUCCUUCUUUGGACAACCAAGUUUUCUCGACCAAUGCUUUCUCUGCAAGCAGAAGCUCUUACCUGGCAAGGACAUCUACAUGUACAAGGGGGACAGGGGAUUUUGCAGCGUGGACUGCAGGUACAGGCAGAUUUUCAUGGACGAGGAAGAGAUUGUUCGCAAGGAGAAGCAGAAGUACUGUUCGCCAUCUUCUUCGUCUGCUUCCUCUGAUCAGCGCAAAGGGGCCAGAAACCGAGCGGGUGGAUUUGCCUACUGAGAAAGGGGAGAGAGAGGAGAGAGAGUUCUACCAGUUUGGAACCGAGAAGAAUUGGUUUCUAGAGUUAUAUUUCCAGUUUUACCCUUAGUUUACUUUCAAAAGACGUUGAUGUCCUCCGUCGUUUUUUCUUGCUUCCUGCUACGAGGCCAAAAGAAUCCAACCUGUUCAAGCAUUUAUGUGUAAUAGCCCACAGUUUUGCUUGCUCCCCCAUUGUCUAGAACGGAAACCUUGGAGGACAGUCGUGGGAUUUUGUGACAGUUGAAAGGGCAUUAAUGGCAUUUCGUUGUUAUGCUUAA